CUACCCACUGUCCCCAACAGGGCGCAACGUUGUCGCAGUCGCCCAAUUCGUCUUGUCAUCCGUGCAAGGCUUCCGCACGGUCAGUGUGUGUUGUUGUCCCACUCGUAGGGUAUCGUCGUCCAUUAUGAUAAGCAGGUCUCAUCUAGCUCCUGAAAAGCUUGAACUGUUGUGUGAUUUGUUAACGCAGGCAUGCCCCGAGACGCCCCCUUUCUGCAACAUACUUUAGCUUUCUCGUCGCGUGCGGUGUUCUCCUACCGCAUUUACUCCAGCCUACCACGAUACGAUCGCUCGGCAUCCCGAGAUUAGAUUCUUUUCCUGCCUUCCAGAACAACAACAUGCCGAUAUCGGUUAUUUAUUUCUAUCUGCGCCGUCCAGAUGUUACUCCGGAGCACUUUCGAUCUUAUAUGGAAGAAACGCAUGUACCAUUGAUCAAAGAAGUGUUUGAGAUGCACCCACCGCAGUCUCUAAGGUUGCGUUACAUAGUGCGCGUCAAGACUGGGGCUGGUGACCGGUUGGGCGCUGUCACAUCAAGCAGAGGACGAGCGGAUCCAGAUGCGCCAGUCGUCCUGGUCGGGUCGCCUAAGGAUGUAGAUUGGGACGCAAUUGGAGAGAUGGUUUUCCGCGAUGAGCUGCACGUCCAGCAAUGCCUAGCGGUGAUGAACGGUCCAGGUGGGCAGCGGAUUAAAGAGGACGAGGAAACCAUUGCGAUAACGGAGAAGACCCGGGUGGUACUCAUGGGCGAGGAGAGCAAUUUCAUGUAAACUGCAGAGGCGCACACGUGCGUAGCUAGAGGCGGAUGGAAUUUUAGGGUAUGUCAACGAGACAAAGCACAACGGUCACUGGCUUCUAUCGGAGGAAUGCGCGAUCUACUAUCAAUACAGUUAACGACCCCAAGGGUUUGAUUCUCCUGGUUGUUUCGUACAUGAAGAUGCUCUGACGUCUCCGACAACACGCGAGGGGGUGGCUCAAGUGACUGUAGAAAGUUGCAGUUUGAUAAAGAAUAACGAGGCUGGUUCCAAUCAC
Molecule: messenger RNA, 1023 nt
Organism: Alternaria alternata
Lineage: Eukaryota; Fungi; Ascomycota; Dothideomycetes; Pleosporales; Pleosporaceae
Exons: 2
Coding region: 336-761 (141 amino acids)
Molecular function (GO): oxidoreductase activity
Source: RefSeq, a predicted model, not a curated record